CGUAUGCGUCGUAUUCCCUGCCGCAGCCUACCGUACUAUACCAAUCCACGCACAGUGUUGAAGGGCCCGCCGCUCCUGGUUAGAUACGGCCGAGUUUCAUAGAAUUUGGUCACCGCCGCCGCCGCUCUCUCUUCCAGCUCCUGGUUUGAUGGCUUCUCCCACUGCAGCCGCUCUCUCUUCCCGCUCCGAGAGUCGACCGGCUGUACCACCGCCGGCGCGCUAGUCUGACGCCGCCCCGCCGCUUUCGCUUCAACCUCCGGGAGACGGACGUCUGGCUCUCCCAUCCACGCUCCCUGGUGGUCCGCGGCCGCUCCACUGUGUCGCCGACGCACCAUUUGCCGGAGAGCCGCACUCUCCCGUCGCGGUGACAAGCUGACAAGGUUGCUUCAGAUAAUCUUGGAGUUAACAUUAAGCCCAACCAGGAUGGUUGUCCACAACACCAAUCUGUGCCAGACCCAAUUCAUUCUGACAUAUCUGAUGGAAACUGCAUAAGCAGACAUCAUGGUCCAAGAAUCACAUCCAAAGGAAAUAAUUCAACUACCAUCAUGUCCACUGAUAAUGCUCAAACAGAAUCAUUUUCAGAGGGUCUACCACAAAAUAUGGAUCACUUGGGUAUUUCUUCUAAUUCUGAUGCCGUGCCAAAAAAAUGAUGCAACCGCUGCCUCAGUAAAUCAUUCAGUUCAGGACAUUGCAAAUACGUCCGAAAUAUCAAACGAGGUCAGCGACACACAAACACCUGACAACACUCAAGAAACAGAUACUGAUAAAGACUUAACUACUCCAGAUGGGAACAAGGCUCCAUUUGCUGAAAUCCCAUCACCCACAUUUUCGGAGCAAUAUGGAAGUUUCACUCCAACCUGCACGUUCGGCGAAUACAUCGACAUUACAGAUUCUCCCUACACACCUGCACCAGAAGAUGUUAUGCACAUAGCGCAACUGACGUCUCCAAUUCCAGGAGGCAAGAGCUUCACUGAUCCUGGCAGCAUCAACACAGCAAGAAAAUGUCGGCCUCAGCGUUAUUCGAAGAACAGCGUUAUUCGAAGAACGAUGAUAAAGCAGAAGGAUAUGCAGAACUCAUAA
Molecule: messenger RNA, 1080 nt
Organism: Lolium perenne
Lineage: Eukaryota; Viridiplantae; Streptophyta; Magnoliopsida; Poales; Poaceae
Source: RefSeq, a predicted model, not a curated record